UACGGCCGCCUCUACUCGGACAGCGCGCGCCGCGUCCUCCUCGGCCGCCUGUGGCGCCGGCUCCGGGGCCGGGCCGGCGAUGCCUCGGCCGUGAUGGCGGCGCUUGCCGGAGUGUUCGUGUGGGACGAGGAGCGGAUCCAGGAAGAGGAGCUGCAAAGAUCCAUUGAUGAGAUGAAACGGUUGGAGGAAAUGUCAACUGUGUUUCAGAGCCCUGGGGUUGAGCGCCACCCUCCAGAAUCAAAAUCCCAAACAGAAGGGAAUAAAGAUUCAGGUGGCAAAGAGGCACCAUGGGAAAUGGUGAUGGAUAAGAAACACUUUAAACUGUGGCGGCGCCCUAUUACAGGCACUCAUCUUUACCAGUACAGAGUUUUUGGAACCUACACAGAUGUGACACCCCGGCAGUUCUUCAAUGUUCAGCUAGAUACGGAGUACAGAAAAAAGUGGGAUGCCCUGGUAAUCAAGCUGGAAGUGAUUGAGAGGGACGUCAUUAGUGGUUCCGAGGUUCUUCACUGGGUAACACAUUUUCCUUAUCCAAUGUACUCACGGGAUUAUGUUUAUGUUCGGCGGUACAGCGUGGAUCAGGAAAACAAUGUGAUGGUGUUGGUGUCACGUGCUGUGGAGCACCCUAGUGUGCCGGAGUCUCCAGAAUUUGUAAGGGUCAGAUCAUAUGAAUCCCAAAUGGUUAUCCGUCCCCACAAGUCAUUUGAUGAGAAUGGCUUUGACUACUUGUUGACAUACAGCGACAAUCCCCAGACUGUGUUUCCUCGCUACUGUGUUAGUUGGAUGGUUUCCAGUGGCAUGCCAGAUUUCCUGGAGAAGCUGCACAUGGCCACCCUGAAAGCCAAGAACAUGGAGAUCAAAGUAAAAGACUAUAUCUCAUCGAAGCCUGUGGAAAUGGGCAGUGAAGCCAAGGCCACCACACCAUCUUCUGAGCGGAAGAAUGAGGGUAGUUGUGGCCCUGCCCGGAUCGAGUACGCUUGAAGGGCUUUGGGAUAAGAAGGGACAGGCCACUUCUAGCCCUGUCUCGGUCCCUGUCACUCUGCUACAGAACAGGGACACGUACUAGAAGACGUCUGCUAUAACCACCAGUGCAAGAUAAUUCCACAACUGGUGUCUGGUUUCACUCAGAGCUGCCUUUGCUCUCUGUCAAAACGAAGGAGGAGGCGGCGCCCAGGGGUGUUGUCCUAUUCUCAGGCCAAGCGCUCCGCAGUUCAGUAUCCCAGCGCUAACCUGGAGCAACCCGUGCCAGGCCAGGAGGGGCGACUUGUUUCUGCUUCCUCUGAAUGGUUUCCUCUGCCAACAUUCCAGUUCCCACCAUCAGUUCUGCAGCGUUUGGACUACUUUAGUCUGAAGGUCCAACUGGAAAGUGAAGGAGGCCCGUUGAUGGUUCAGUGAGGGGUCUUUGGGAGUGCUCUUGGUACUGUGAUAGUCCUGGUGGUGAAUGGAUGCGAACUGUUGCUUGGCAGUGUAAGUGCCUUGUCCUCACCUUCUAUCUUUAGGAACAUAAAGUUUGCACCAGGAAGUUUCUCUCUUCGCUUCCCCAAUACCACCCAUUGACUAUCCAAAGCCAUUUCCUUUGGUCUGGCCGGUUCUACAUUCAUGCACUAU
Molecule: messenger RNA, 1608 nt
Organism: Miniopterus natalensis
Lineage: Eukaryota; Metazoa; Chordata; Mammalia; Chiroptera; Miniopteridae
Gene: STARD7
Product: StAR related lipid transfer domain containing 7
Molecular function (GO): lipid binding
Source: RefSeq, a predicted model, not a curated record